GCACUGGGAGCGAUGCAAUUAACUCUGUUAUAAACAUCAGGAAAACGCUUUUUAAUGUAUAGGGCUUUAUGCUGCUUUGCUAACUUUCUGAUAAUGAAAGUGCAGGAUGGCCCAGCUGUCAUUUCACCCACAUGUCCUUUCCCAGCCGCUGCUGCCUGCUUCUGGCCGGGACAGCCGAGUGCCAGGAGGGGAAUGCAAAAGGAGGGAUGGCAGCUUCAAAGAGAGGGGCUUUAUUUGACAAAUGAAAGCUGAACAAUACCUAGAAGAGGUUUUGCACCAUUUUUCUGCUCCCAACCACAUAUGAGGCAACAACCAAACUAAAAGUUGUUUGGCCAAAAGCAGAAAGCACAGAGCCUGUGUGAUCCGAGCAGGCUCAGAAGGAAAGCCCCAGCAUCGUGUCCAGAGAGGCAGAAAACAAGAUACUUUCUCCAAGAUGUUUCCAAUUUCGUUCUGAAUCUGAGUGAGCAAAUCAAGACUACUAAUACACACUGUCUGUGCACAUUAUUCCUUACUACGCACAGCAUUUUGCAAUUUAUUUCAAAGCCUCCAUUAUAAACAAAAAAAAUACUGCUUUUGUUAACCCACUCCGUACUGCUACAGUAAAGACUUAUAUUACACAAUCAAAGUCAAAGUUACAAUAUGUUAAGUAUAUAAAAGAUAUUAUUCACAUAUGCACGCAUAUGAUACGAAGCAUUCAAAUCUUACAUGUGCAUCAAAUUUAUGUUUCAUUUUAAAACUAAGUGUUAACAUUAACUGGCGAAUAAAGUUAUUUAUAGUCUCCCCAAAAGCCCAAAUCUGCUCUGUCCCUCCUAAACACAAGUUAUAAUAAGCAAUUAACAGAAGGGCAAUCAAAACCUCCCGGUUAUGCAAUGCCUCCAUUCAAUUCCAGUGAUAUUUGCAUUCGAAAGCAUCACUGAGAGCGCAGCGCAGCCACUUCUGAUGUUCCAAGGACAACAUAUUGCCCCGGAUAGGAAAGCAGUGUAAUUGCCCUUGAUGUGUGUUCCCUACCAGUGAGGACUGUUUGCAGGCAGGUAAGCGGGGCAGACGGCAGCGCGGAUGUGUGGAGGGAUGGGUGCAGCCCCAGCCCAGCACACAGCCUGCCAGCCGACCUCUACGCAAGGUACCGCUUCUCACAAUGAGUUACAGACCUGCAAGGAGAGGAAGACAAGGAGAAAAAGGAAAACAGAAGGAAUCCAGCCACCCAGCAAAUGUGAAGCAGACCCAAGAGCGUGAUGCAAUCCAAAGAUGUAAAUUACUGUAAAUCAUCACUGUUGUUCAGAAUUUCACACAGCCGCUUGGGCCAAUUUUGCUCACUUUUCCACGGGCACAAUAACAGAGGAGGGAAAAAAGUAAGGGGGGAAAAAAGAAAAAGAAAAAGACAAAAAAAAGAGGGGGAAGAAGAGUGGGGGGAACCUGAAGUGAGAGCACACAUAGCGCUCUGCGGUCCAUAUGCUUUAACUGUACAGAAGUUUGGGCUCUUACAGCAUUUUGUACUCCCUCCAAACCCUCGUGAGUCACAAGAAUUAAAAAGCUAUAUCGCUGUGGAUGCCAGGAAGGGCCUUACCACGGGCCUUUUGUCAAAAUAAAAAAAAAGGGGGGGGAGAAAAAGGGAAAAAAAAAAAAAGGGAGAGAGCAAGAACAAGCCCCAGUGGUAGGCAGUCCUCUGCGAGUCCUCUGAUGUCACGAGCCACAUGAUUCUCUCUCUCCAGUAACAGUGCUUGCAAAAAAAAGGAGUUUUAAAGCUUUUGCUUUUUUGGAUUGUGUGAAUGCUUCAUUCGCCUCACAAACAACCACAGAACCACAAGUGCGGUGCAAACUUUCUCCAGGAGGACAGCAAAGAAGCCUCUGGUUUUUAAAUGGUUAAGCUCCGCAGGUCACUACCAGCCACUGAGACCAACAGAGUCAGUAAGUGCUCUCUAACCACAGUCUAUGCAGUAAUAGUAGGUCCUUCAAAUAUUUGCUCAUUCUCCUUUUUUUUUUUUUUUUUGUUUUGUUUCCUCGCUUUUCACAUGUUACCAGUGCUACCCCAUUUUUUGACAGCAAAAAAACCAUCUCUUGAGUCUAUGCGAUCCAGGGACGCUGCAAAACUAAAACGAGGUCUGGCUAUGGUUUGUGUUUGCAGUUUGAGGAUCCAAGAGGCAUUUGCACCAGGAGGCGAAAGCUCUGCCUGAGACGACAGGAACUAUGGCAUCAAACAGCCUCUUCAGCUCCGUGACACCAUGUCAGCAAAACUUCUUUUGGGAUCCCAGCACCAGCCGGAGGUUCAGCCCCCCCUCCAGCAGCCUGCAGCCCGGCAAGAUGAGCGAGGUCAGCCCGGUCGUAGUGGCCCAACAGCAGCAGCAGCAGCAACAGCAACAGCAGCAAGAAGCCGCCGUGCCCCGGCUGCGGCCGCACGAUAACCGCACCAUGGUGGAGAUCAUCGCCGACCACCCGGCCGAGUUGGUCCGCACCGACAGCCCCAACUUCCUGUGCUCCGUGCUGCCCUCGCACUGGCGCUGCAAUAAGACCCUCCCGGUGGCCUUCAAGGUGGUGGCCUUAGGAGAAGUGCCCGAUGGGACCGUGGUCACCGUGAUGGCUGGGAACGACGAGAACUACUCCGCGGAGCUGCGAAAUGCUUCUGCUGUGAUGAAGAACCAGGUGGCCAGAUUCAAUGACCUGCGAUUCGUGGGCAGGAGUGGCAGAGGGAAGAGCUUUACUUUGACAAUAACUGUCCUGACAAAUCCCCCCCAAGUCGCUACAUACCACAGAGCCAUAAAGGUGACGGUGGAUGGGCCGAGGGAGCCAAGAAGGCACAGACAGAAGCUUGAUGACUCUAAACCUAGUUUGUUCCCUGAACGCCUCAGUGAUUUAGGGCGCAUUCCUCAUCCCAGUAUGAGAGUAGGGGUCCCGACCCAGAGCCCACGGCCCUCUCUGAACUCUGCACCAAGUCCUUUUAAUCCACAAGGACAGAGUCAGAUUACAGACCCCAGGCAGGCGCAGUCGUCCCCGCCGUGGUCCUAUGAUCAGUCGUACCCGUCCUACUUGAGCCAGAUGACUUCGCCGUCCAUUCACUCCACGACUCCCCUGUCCUCCACCCGAGGCACAGGACUUCCAGCCAUCACCGACGUGCCCCGACGCCUCUCAGGUGCUUCCGAGCUGGGCCCAUUUUCAGAUCCCAGGCAGUUCACAAGCAUUUCAUCCCUCACUGAGAGCCGCUUCUCCAACCCACGAAUGCACUAUCCAGCCACCUUUACCUAUACACCGCCCGUCACCUCAGGCAUGUCACUGGGUAUGUCCGCAACCACUCACUACCACACCUACCUGCCACCACCCUACCCCGGCUCCUCCCAAAACCAAAGUGGACCUUUCCAGACCAGCAGCACUCCAUAUCUCUACUAUGGCACUUCGUCGGGAUCGUACCAGUUCCCCAUGGUGCCGGGAGGGGACCGCUCCCCUUCCAGGAUGCUUCCUCCGUGCACCACCACGUCCAACGGCAGCACGCUGCUAAACCCAAACUUGCCCAACCAGAGUGACGGUGUGGAGGCGGAUGGCAGCCACAGCAGCUCCCCAACUGUUUUGAAUUCUAGUGGCAGGAUGGAUGAGUCCGUUUGGAGGCCGUACUGAGAUUGCUUCUGCCCGGCCCGACCUCUGCGAGCCAAAAACCCAAACGGUCGACAAACUACGAAGUGCCUGGCUUUUGUUUUACCUUUUUUCUUAAAAAAAAAGAAAAAAAAGAAAGAAAAAAAAAGAAAAAAAAUUGAUAGAUUUUACCAAUGUUUGCAACUGUGUAGAUGGGAUGAUAACGGCCAUAAAUAACACAAGAGUUACCAACCAACACACCACCGCCCAUGUUUCAGUUUAUGUGGAUCAAAGCUUUUUUUUUUUUUUUUUUCCUCUUGGAACCGUUUUACCUUCUUUGAUAUUUAAAAUGUACUUUCUAUACACACCCAAAAAAAUAGUCACCCCCACUUUUUCUUUUUUUUUUUUUCUUUUUGUCACAAGCAUUGUAAUGAAUAGUGAGUUCUUUUGCCAAUGAGGAGAGAAUGGACUCCCCAGCUAACAGGACAAACAUGGUGAUGCAAGGCAAAGGCUGCGUUCCCUUUCAUUUGUUAAAAACUCAUCAUGAACUCCAGAUACCGUUGCAAUCGUACAACCUACGGGACCCUGCUCACACACCUAGUGCAAUUCAACUAGCUUGUAUUGGUGCACAUAAGAAGGAAAGCAAAGAUCAAGUUGCUUCCAAUUUACUAUGACACAUUAAGAUGAAAAUAGCUGUCCCAAAACUCUGACUGAGACUUGCUGCAGAUAACAGUUGGAACUUCUCUGUGUUCACUCCUUUUUUGUUUUGUUUUUGGGUACUUAAAGAGAACAAGUCUUCAAGUUAGGCUAGACAGCCCCAGGGUUUCCUUUUUGCUUUUGUAUCCAUUCGUCUUGCCUUCGAUUAGCCAAAAACCAAAAAAGAAAACCAAAACCUUUAAAAACAGAACGUUAUUACUUAUGCAAAAUGUGGAAAUGGCAAUAUAUAUUACUAGAGCCAAAAUAGUAUGCAUAGUAUUUGUGUUCAGCUACGUUCUUUUUUAUAUUUUUUUUAAAUUAUAAGUGUGUAAAAUUUGAGGUUGUUUGCGAACAUGAAUCAUCAUAUAACUUUAAAAGAAUAUUUAUAAUUAUUUAAUGACAUUUGGACCCUUUAAACGUUUCUUAAUGUAAUGAUAUAUCGACUUCGGUCUCUAAAAGUGGUUUGUUUUUUUCGUUUGUUGGCCUUUUAUUUUUAUUUUUUUACAUUUCUACAAUGGUGUAAACCUCAAAACUUGACCCAACUCUGAGAAGCAGUCCCAGUGUGAACCGCUUUACAAGGUGACUUAAAAAUGAAACGAACAAAACCAAUCCAAAUGCUUCCACAUCAAAUGACUUUGCAUGUAGGAUCUUCUUCUAUAACUUAUGAAGGAAAUAUUGUGUUCAGAAUAUUUUAUUAGCUGUCUGGUUGCCUUCAACACAGUCUUGCCUUUUGAUCAGCAGUUGUGGAGACACUGGAAAAAUGGUAGGAAGGAUGAAAUAUUUUCUACCCUUCCCCUGAUUUCUUCCUCUCCCACGAUUUUUCUCGAAACUUCCAAAUUUGAAAGUAUUCAUAUUUAAAACAUUCUGACAGCUUGGUUUGAAUUCUGAUAGUUUGUUGGGGUUUUUUUCCCCAAAAUAAAAUCAAAAUCACAUACUAUAGAACUAACAAGUUGUUAGGUUUCUCAGAAAUGGGAGUAAGGGAGAACUGGUACAACCUUUUCUUCCCCUUGAAAUUUCAACCCUUUCUAUGAAAUUUCAAUAUGAAAUAAAAAGGUUCAAAAAUGAGAUAGAAGCUUCCCAGCCUGGAAUCACUGAGCACUAGCAUUAAAUGCUGAACUCCUAAAGACGUUGAGUUUACUUUAACAUAUUAGAGAAACAAGCACAAACUCAGCAAUACUCUGCUCUUCAGACCCGGUGCUGAAGACAUUCAGUCACCUUAAGUCCACCCUGGGACUCCCAGGUGUGGUGCACUGACGCAGGGAGAAUGAAUUUAACCUGUAACCCUUAAGCCAACCUGUCUGCUGCCUAAGUGCCCAUUGGAGGUGCACAAAUUUUGCCCAGCAGGUUGUUUUUCCCUUGCUUGGUGGGGCUGCCCAAGCCUGGCGUUGGCUUAGCCCUUUGAAAGGGCUGCGACCCUCCCUUCCUGCCCUCAGCACAGCCAUAACCUAUGGUCGGGUUGAUGGUUGGAUUGAUGGCCUUUAAGGUCUUCACCAACCUAAAUGAUUCCAAAACUAAGCAUCCUCCUCAGGGGCCGCUGGCCAUGGUGAUGCUCCUUGGCUGUGCUUGUGCCACCUCCAGUUAUUGCAAUAAAUCCACAGCAGGCAUAGCCACACAGAGCCACAAGGACAACACCAACACCAUCCCUGUAAGUUGAUAGCAAAGCUGUUAAACUACAAGUCAUCAUUAGCAUAGUACAUUCCUUCAAUCUGACUACGUGCUCUUAAAAAAAAGUCUUUGCCUUCUAAAGGUUGUAUACCAAGUAUGCUUAAAGUAUAAGUAAGACACUUUUUUUUUUUCUAAGUUUUCCCUCAAAGAUGGAAGCUGUAAUUGAUUCUAUUUAUUGUUGGUUUGUGGUAGCUUGAAGCAUACCACUGUCCAUUUAUUUGUAACUGUAAAAUACGUUUGUUAGUCUCAGCAGCACUUAAAAAGCCAGUGUCUGGUUACACAUUUCAGUUUUGGUUUUUGUUUAGUAAGCAAGAGAAAAAGAUGUACUGCCAGUGCAAGCUGUUUCCUAUUUAAUAAAAGGUACUAUAUUUGUACAUUAUUUGUUAUUGCUGAGAAGGGCUUUUUAAGGUUUACUGUAUGCAUAUUAAGUAAUUUUUAGGGUGCUUUUGUGUUGAAAUGUUGUUAGAGUGGCUGCAGGCAGCAACCCAGAUUUUUUUUUUUUAAGACUUUGUUGUAAAAUUCAAGCACUUGGUUUUUGUUUCUGGAUAAAUCCAGCACAGACCAGACUUCUGUUUUGCUCAGUACCGACAGAACUCUGCCUGAGCCCCCCAUGGUUUUAGAGGCAGGCAAUAGGGACAGAACGCCUUCUCCACCUGGGUGAGGAGCACAUCCCAACCCCUGCACCCGGCUCCUGCUGCUGUGCAGGUGCUGUCUGCUUGAACAGAUGGGAAGGAGAGGAUUUUCUAAGCACCUGCGGAUGGAGGAGCAUCAGCCCACUGACUUUCUGGAGACCCUGUGCUCCCCACACCUCGUGGUGCCUCAGGAAAACCUCUCCCGCCAUCAGAUGGCAGCCGAGGGGGCUGACGCAGAAAUGCACAUUGAAGCCUUUGGAAAGUGCUUCCAAGUUCACUUGGAAAUGCUCUUGAUUCAGGAUUUCAGACCAAAAAAAAAAAAAAAAAAAAAGGAAGAAAGAAAGAAAACCAACCAAAAAAAAAAAAGACACGUGUCGUAUUGUUAUCUUACGGGAUCAUUUUGCAAGGUGCUUAGCAUCAACAGAAAGGAGCUUUCUCUCAGAGGUACGACAGCCCUUCCCUUC
This is a messenger RNA of Gallus gallus (chicken), 7015 nucleotides long. RefSeq names its product runt related transcription factor 2 (gene RUNX2). The transcript is spliced from 7 exons. Gene Ontology annotation, cellular component: nucleus. Gene Ontology annotation, molecular function: ATP binding; RNA polymerase II cis-regulatory region sequence-specific DNA binding; DNA-binding transcription factor activity, RNA polymerase II-specific. The record is from RefSeq and is marked validated. Lineage: Eukaryota; Metazoa; Chordata; Aves; Galliformes; Phasianidae. Bases 2185 to 3603 code for a protein of 472 amino acids. Gene Ontology annotation, biological process: regulation of transcription by RNA polymerase II; hemopoiesis; neuron differentiation.